Messenger RNA from Amphibalanus amphitrite, 1875 nucleotides. RefSeq lists its product as uncharacterized. The record is from RefSeq and is a predicted model, not a curated record. Lineage: Eukaryota; Metazoa; Arthropoda; Thecostraca; Balanomorpha; Balanidae. The transcript is spliced from 6 exons. The coding region runs from base 1 to 666 and encodes 221 amino acids.
AUGGCGAUGACGGUUGCGAUGACGAUGACGGUGACGAUGGUGACUCGGAACCGCGCAGUUACCUGGCACUCUGAGCUCGACUGCGACCCGGUGGCUGAGUGUGGCAGCGGCGGCGGCGGCGGACGACGAUCGCUCAGACGCUUGUCCUCUAAUGCCGAGCCGUGCAUGGUGUCGGUCAAAGGAAGUCAUGUAAAAUACGGCAUUUCGAAGAUCCUGCGCCGCCCAGCUGCCACCAACAUGGACGUCACCCAAUUGGCUGCGAUCAUUCUGCUCGUGCCGGUGGUCGUGCAUAGUUUCCUGUUCCCGCUGAAGGAUGGCGCUGUAUGCAAGGAUAACGCCGACUGCGUGUCACCCUCGUUCCCCCGCGGCUGCUGCUUGAUGACGGGUCUGCAGCACGGUAGGCCGGUCGGACGCUGCCAGCCCAUCCCGAAAAUCGGUGAAUACUGCGCCCCGGGUGACCGCAGUCGCAGGAUCCUCGGCUACUCGGUGUACACAUUCUGGUGCCCCUGUGACGUCGGGCUGACCUGUCAGCCGAUUAAACUCAGCCGGCUGCCCUCAGGGAUGGACGCCUACACAGAUCCGCAGUGCGUUCCCGAAGCCUUCCCCGAGUACGUCACGGCUCGGCCAAUUGGUGCAGAGCUCGAGCUGGGCGUCACGGCGGUGUAACACAACCAGAAUGCCGUGAAACACAGGCGUGAUGGUUGUAAAGCACAAAUAAGACGUCUUGUAACUUUGUGGAAUGGGGAGUGUUUCUCAGCUGCGAGGUUCGGAAAACUGCAUAAAAAUUGUAUCGCACAGGCGAUACAAUUAUAAUAUAGUCGUAUAACCCAGGCGUAACGGUCGUAUCACAACGGCAGGAUAACACUCGUAGCGCCCUUGUAACACCAGCGUAACGUGAGGGUUAUGUUUGUACAAAACAGGCGCGACAUUCGUGAAGCCCAAAUGUGACGGACCUAUAGGCGCGCACAACGGAGUAUUACGCAAGCGAAGGCCACCUUUGACAUCACGAUGGAACAAGCCGGCUGUCACUCUGCCGAUCAGCCUAUAGAUGUAAUGGUUGUGUGUUCUGGACGUUGAUGGCAUUUAAGUGCAUCGAUGGUAUUAUCCCGACACCGGGUGAAGCGUUCUUGUGAUCUUUGUACCUGAAACUUGUAGUUAUAGAUGAAUAAGACCAAUGCUAUCUCCUGUAGCUUUUCUCACAUGGUAGUGCAUAUUGGUGGUAGACGUUUCAUACUUUUCUACUGUUUUUUUUUUCUCGGCUAACAAUCCUCAUCUCUUAUUUCUAUAGAGGUCGUAGUGGUAAGCUAUCAGCGUAAUUUUAUGUGACCGAACCAGAGCGACAUUGCAUUUAUAAGAGUGUGAUUGUUUAGGUUCGACUUUGAAAAUGAUUUGCUUGCAUGUGCAGAAAGUGGGCAGAAAUAUUGUAGAUAUGGCAUGCCCUUCAUAAAAACGUAGAAUAGAAUGAUUGCAGUAAAGCAGGACAUCUGAGAUGUAUAAUUUACACUCUAUUUUUUCUGUUCGUGCAGUGUGUUAUAUUCAUUAACAGAGAUGUGAAUUGUGCAUAGCGUCUGCAAAGUCGAUUGUAAAAUCAGCAGAGUAAUCAAUGCAUUCUUAAAAGUUGUGUCGCAUGAAUACUGAGAAGCAUAGAGGAAAUGUUGAGAUUACUGCCGAUAGAUUUAUUUUUAAUUGAAAGAAACCGGGCUUCACAACGGCAUUGUAGGUAAUGGUUGUUUUAUGGGAUAUAGGAUACGGCUUGACCAGUCCAUGUUUCUAGGAGUUAUUACCCAUCCAAGAGACGGUUGUUUGAGCAGAAAAAUAUGACUAAAGGCAAAUACAUGAAUGAAUUCCCUGAUAAAUACAGUAGUCUGAACAGCA